This is a messenger RNA of Labeo rohita (rohu), 6393 nucleotides long. It is a transcript of the gene myom3, whose product is annotated as myomesin 3. Gene Ontology annotation, molecular function: protein binding. The transcript has 37 exons. NCBI's taxonomy places the organism in Eukaryota, Metazoa, Chordata, Actinopteri, Cypriniformes, Cyprinidae. The coding region runs from base 84 to 4361 and encodes 1425 amino acids. The record is from RefSeq and is a predicted model, not a curated record.
GGAGAGGAGGAGAGACGGAGACGCGCCUGUCGUCCUGCUGAUCAUCUUAAAGGCCUGAAGAACGUGCUUUCGAGAGCUUCGCCAUGGCAACCAAAAUAGUAACGGAGCGCUGCCAGGAGGAGCAGAUGGAGCAGAUGUCUCACGGCAUGCAGAUGUCGUCCCAGAUCAAGAAGAGAAAGUUCAAAUCCAGUGAUGAAAUGGCCUCUCUGAGUGAAUUCUAUCCCAUCAUUCCCGGUGACGUCAUGUCUGUGAAAGAGAUCCUGCCCGGACCCAAGUUCCCACGCCACCGAACAUGGGAGGUCCUGAGAGAGACACUGUCCAAUGAUGAGCUCCACGAGAGGGACCAGUGGACAAUGUUCGGGAACGAGGUUGAGAAACUGGAGAUCGGUGUGAUCAGAAACCAGCGUGUGGUCCGUGAGCGCGUGGAUCGAUUCGCUCUGCGCCGGGAGGCGGAGAGAAAAGCUUCAUUGCACAUGAAGUAUAUUGAGGAUUUGAGCAUGAAGGCUCCUGAUUUCCCGAUCCCGCUGCGGCCGCACACAGUGUGGGCUGGGAUGGACGUCAAACUGUCCUGUUCAGUUGAAGGCUGCCCGACUCCCAGCAUCACAUGGUAUAAGGACGACGUUCCUCUCCGAGGAGCUCUGCCGUGGAACUACAAGCUGUCGCAGAAGUUCGGCCUCAAUGUUUUAGAGAUCAGGAGAUGUUCUGCUGAAGAUGCCGGAGAAUUUAAGGUCAUAGUGAAAAGUUCUCUGGGAGAGGCGACAUCCAGCGCCAGACUGAUUGUCAACUCUCAUGAAGGGGCCGAGGCCAAACUGAAGCGCUCUUGGACGCCCAUCCCAGUUCCAGAGCCGGACGCUCAGCUGGCCUCCACCUUUCCUCCAACAUUUGUGAUAGAAGGUGACAAUUUGGUUCUACAGUGCAGUUUCACCUCCGCUUUACUGCCCUUCCAACAGGAUGUGACCUGGUAUAGAGAUGGGCUUGUGUUGCGUCAGUCCAGUCGUGUGGAGAUGCAGACAGGUCUGCGAUCUGCCAGUCUCACCCUGAAGCGAGUGCACAAGGAACAUGAAGGGCUGUACAGCGUCCGCCUGCGCACCUGGGACGGGAGUGUCGAGCACAGCGCCUACGUCUAUGUCAAAGAUGGACCUGCGGUUGUGGUCGGAGCUCCAGGUUCUCCUCUAAAGCUGAAGUGUUCUGAUGUGAACCGGGAUUACGUGUUCCUCUCAUGGAUUCCUCCCAGCGCAGACGGAGCCGCUGCUGUGCAGGGUUACUUCAUAGAGAGGUGUGAAAUCGGUGUUGGGAAGUGGGAACGCUGUAAUGACGUCGUCCAGAGGGAGUGCCAUUAUCCCAUAAUGGGACUGAAGGAAAACACAAUGUACCAGUUCCGCGUGUGCGCAGUGAAUCAGGCAGGCGUGGGCCGCCCGUCUAGACCCACCAACCCCGUCCUGACCUCUGACCCCCUGGAGCCCAGCAGGACUACGGUGGUGAAGGUGGAGCGCGGGAGAGAGAUUGUGAUCACUAAGGACCAGCUGGAGGGUCAAAUCCGAGUGCCGUUCUCCCCCACCGACGUGCGAGUUUGCGAGCUCAGCGACACCUACGCCGUGCUGAGCUGGACCGAACCGGAUCCGCGGGGCAGAGAGCCUCUCACCUACUUCGUGGAGCGGUCCCUAACAGGGAAGGAGAGCUGGCAUCUGGCCAGUAUGGAUAUGACGGUUCUGUCUACGAAAUUUGUUGUGUUUGACCAGCAGAAGGGGAAGUCGUACAUUUACCGUGUUCGUUCUGUCAACAAGUACGGCAUCAGCGAACCGUCUCUUCCCAGCGAACCCGUCUCACUGGGACAACCACUAGGAGUUCCCGCCCCACCGCACGGCAUCCUGUCCAUCCGAGACACCAACAGCUCAGUCUUGCUGCAGUGGAAGGAGCCCAAAGUAACAGAGGGCAUUGUGGGAUACUAUCUGUACUGCAGUGAGGUUGGAAGUGGACAGUGGAAGACCAUCAACAAUAAACCCAUCACCAAAACCAGGUUUACAGUUGACGGCCUGAAGACCAAUAAAGAAUAUGUAUUCCGAGUGAAGUCUGUGGGAGUGGCGGGAAACAGCGUCUACUCUGAAGAGUGUCCUGCCAUUCGAGUCAAAUCUGCAAUAUAUGUUCCAUCCCGUCCAUCCGCCAUCGCUCUAUUGCACUGCACCGGACGAGAGAUGAUGAUUGGCUGGAGAGCACCGGCCAAUCACGGAGGAGACCCAGUGCGCGGCUACUACCUGGAUCAGAGGGAAAAAUCCCAGAGCACCUGGAGAGAAAUCAACAUCAAACCCGCUAAAGAAAGAGUCUAUGAGGUGACAGGCCUUCAGGAAGGACAUUUUUACCAGUUCCGUGUCUUCGCGGCCAACAUCGUUGGAUUGGGUGACGCUUCUGAACCCAGCGAACUGUUUCUGUGUGAGCGCUGGACGAUGCCUGAGCCUGGUUGUCCGUAUGAUCUGGAAUUUAGAGAAGUGAGGCGAAACUCUCUUGUGCUGCUGUGGGCGGAGCCUAUAUACAAGGGCCAAUCAGACAUCAGUGGGUAUAUAGUGGAGAUCAGUGAGGGGGCGGAGUCUGAGGAUUGGACCCCUGUGACGAGUGAGCCGGUGACAGAAACUCACUUAAAGGUUUCAGGUCUGCAAGCAGGUCAGACGUACCGCCUCCGUGUGUCUGCCAUUAACGCAGCUGGAGUCGGCAUGUCUUCGAUGGCGUCUGAGCCGGUGGAAGCGCAGACUAAAGCAGGAACCAAAGAGAUUGAAAUCGGAGUGGAUAAUGACGGCUUCAUCUUCCUGAGCUUUGAAAUUCCUGAAGGCACCGAUAAAGACGUCUUUAAGUGGAGUAAGAACUACGGGAAAGCGAUUGAUGCUGGACGAGCACGAUUGGAGAACAAAAACAACAGGUCUGUUCUUACCUUCACGGACGCCUCGGAGCAGGAUUUGGGCCUUUACACGGUGGAGCAGAGCUCAAACCCCGACGUCUCCUCUAGUUUCACCUUCACUGCGGAGGAUCUGGAGAGGUUGACAGAACUCAGCUGGCACGUCAGAAACCCACUGAUCGCCCUGAAGUCUGAAGGUUGGCAGAUUGACGUGUCGGAGCAGGGAAAUGUCCGUCUGUGGCUGCAGACCGAACCUCUCAGCAGCGCCGCCGUUCUUCGGCUCAUCCUCAAUGACAGAGAGAUCUCCAGUACACCGACACGUAAGAUUAACUUUGACAAGGCAAACGGUCUGGUGGAGAUCCUGUUUGAUCAAAUAUCAAGAGACGAAGAGGGUUCGUACACCGCGCAGCUCAAAGACGGCCGGGCCAAGAACCAGUUCACGCUGGUGUUUGUGGAUAAGAAGUUUCAGGAAACACUGGCCAAAUCUCAGGCCAACAGACGCAACUGGAAGAGAAAGUCGGGUCCCCAUUUCAAGGAGUUUUUGUCAUGGACAGUGACUUCAGAUUGUGAAAUGAUUAUGAAGUGUAAGGUCACCAAUGUGAGCAAAGACACGCGUGUGAAGUGGUUUAAGGACGGAAUGGAGCUUCCUCAGGCGGUGUACGAGCCCACGGGCGUCUGCACCCUCAUCAUACCGCAGGUGACGAGGAAGGAGCUGGGUGUGUAUAAAGUCGUAGUGUCCGACAACAGAGGAGAAGAUGAGACCGUCCUGGAAAUGAUAGAUGACGAGUUUGAGCGUCUGAUGCAGCAGCUCAGUAAACAGUGCGCGCUCUCUGCUGGUCCGGUGUACAUCCAGUGCACUGCGCAGGGCUUCAAACUCUACUGCUCCCUCAAAUACUACCUGACCUACAUGAAAACCAGCUGGUACUUCAAGGAGAAGAGAAUUGACUUGGAGGAGCGGACAAAGCCAGGCAGCAGCAUGCAGAAGGUUUGGAUUGAGAUAUUCAACCCCACUGAAAAUGAUAAAGGGAAGUACACCCUGGAGAUGUUCGACGGCCAGGAAACACACAGGCGCUUUCUGGAUCUGUCUGGACAAGCUUUCGCAGAUGCUUUGCUGGAAUACCAGAGACUGAAGCAAGUGGAGUUUGCUGAGAAAAAUCGAGCCAGAGUCACAAAGGGCCUUCCAGAUGUUGUGGCCAUAAUGGAAACCAAGUCUCUGUGUCUGACGUGUUUUGCCGACGGCGAUCCCGUGCCGGAAAUGUUCUGGCUGAAGAACGACAGAGAAAUCAUCUCCGCCGGCCAGUAUAACAUCAAAAACGAGAAUAAAUCCUCCACUCUCACCAUAAACCACGUGACCAUGGAGGACUCGGGCAACUAUAGCAUCUUCGUGCGCAAUAAACACGGAUCGCAGACGGUCGUCGUGACCGUCAGUGUGUAUAAACACGGUGAAAAGCCUCGAGCAGAUGCCGUGCAAAUGUAAGUGAACCCACUGUAAUUGCCACAGUGAUUGUGUGGGUGAAUCUAUUUUUAUUGAAGUCAACAAUAAUUUCAAAACAAAAAUGUGCUCACCCUCAGACCAUCCAAGAUUAGGAUGAGUUUGUUUCUUCAUCAGAUUUGGAGAAAUGUAGCAUUGCAUCACUUGCUCACCAAUGGAUGUGAAUGGGUGCCGUCAGAAUGAGAGUCCAAACAGCUGAUAAAAACAUCACAAUAAUCCACAAGUAAUCCACACCACUCCAGAACAUCAGUUAACAUCUUGAGAAACCAAAAGCUGAAACAAAUCCAUCAUUAAGAUGUUUUUAACUGAAAUACAUGUCUAUAAACCAUAUUUAAGUCCAUCUCCUGUUGUCUCUCACAUCAAAAUCCAUCCACAUAUUUGUUUAAAGCCGUUUUGGCUUGUAAACGGUGCUUGAUCUAUGCAGAUUUCUCUCCUGAUUCAGACCAGACCACUUUUUCACUUUAAGGAAGUGUUAUUAUGGGCUCAAUGUAUUUUAGUUAAAAAUGUCUUAAUAAUGGAUUUGUUUCAGCUUUUGUCUUCUCAAGAUGUGAACUGAUGGACUGGAGUGGUGUGGAUUAUUGUAAUGCUUUUAUCAGCUGUUCUCAUUCUGACGGCACCCAUUUCAAUCCGUUGGUACAGCAGCAUUUUAGUGCCACGUUUAUUUCUACAACUUAAAUUCUCAAAACAUUUCGACUUUAUGCUCUUGACUUUAUUUUCAAAAUAAAUUCGACUUUAUUCCCAUAAUAUUUCAACUUUAUUCUCGUAAUAUUUCGACUUUAUUCUUGUAGCAUUUUUAAAAUUUAUUCUCAAAAUAUUUCGGCUUUAUUCUCUAAAUAUUCUGACUUUAUUCUUGUAGCAUUUCAGAUUUAUUCUCGAAAUAUUUUGACAUUAUUCUCAAAAUAUUUCGACUUUAUUCUCAAAAUAUUUUGGCUUUAUUCUCGUAAUAUUUCAACUUUAUUCUUGUAGAAUUUCGAUUUUAUUCUCGAAAUAUUUCAACUUUAUUCUCAAAAUAUUUCGACAUUGUUUUUGUAAUAUUUCGACUUUAUUCUCAAAAUAUUUUGGCUUUAUUCCCUAAAUAUUCUGACUUUAUUCUUGUAAUAUUUCAACUUUAUUCUUGUAGUAUUUCGACUUUAUUCUCAUAAUAUUUCAGCUUUAUUCUCCAAAUAUUUCGGCUUUGUUCCCAUAAUAUUUCAACUUUAUUCUUGUAGUAUUUCAAAUUUAUUCUCAAAAUAUUUCGCCUUUAUUCUCGAAAUAUUCUGACUUUAUUCUCGAAAUAUUUCGACUUUAUUCUUGUAAUAUUUCGAAAAUAAAGUCUCAAAAUAUUGUGGCUUUAAUCUCGUAAUCUUAGUAUUUUUUUAGGUGGCACUAAAAUGCCGUCGUACAUUAGUAAACAAGUGAUUUAAUGCUACAUUUCUCCAAAUCUGAUGAAGAAACAAACUCAUCUACAUCUUGUAUGACCUGAGGGUGAGGACAUUUGCUAAUGCAUAGCUAAUUUUCAUUUUGGGGUGAACUGUUCCUUUAUUGGUGCGUUAGAAGGCAGCGUCCUGAAGGUCAGUGUCCUAAAAGCCACUGAAGCCUGAGUUGAUUUGUGGUUUGUUUCCUCUGCUUUAUCUUGUGCCACUUACAGAAUAAAGUGCAAAUGAAACCUUUUUCACUCUCUUUGUUCGUUUUUAUCUAAUUUGAGCGUCGGGGAAUAAGACUGUUCAGCAGACUUUGAUCAAAUAGACUGUGAACUUACUUUCCAGCUGCAUUAUAAUAGGGUCAAGAUCGAUUUCUAUGCCUGUAUAUGGAUGGAUGGAUGCGUUUUAUCUGCUGAUAUUUCAUAAUAGAGAGAUCGAGACCCGUUUCAAAUAUCAUUAUGCAACCCGAGGGUGAUUCUUUUGAACAGAUGGAAAGCAAACUCCACAGUCCACAGGGUCAUUCACCCCUCAUGUGUUUAAACAGGAUAGUAUUUCAACGGGUUGCUUUUACAGAACACAGUACGAGAAGGAUCUACACCAAGAUUUGACAUGAAAUG